Dicrocoelium dendriticum is the source of this 1073-nucleotide messenger RNA. Lineage: Eukaryota; Metazoa; Platyhelminthes; Trematoda; Plagiorchiida; Dicrocoeliidae. The record is from the annotation of a GenBank genome assembly.
UGCAAGGAACGACUACUGGGAUAAUAUGUAUGAGUGAUUUGUCUACGUGGAACUGAAAAACCGGAACUACGGUUACAUCGGUCAAAUCCUUUUCUUUCAGCGUAAUGACCACGAUGAGGGAUUUCUCCGAAUCAGCUACCGAUAUUAAGCGGCCCCAGUUUGGUGGACGCCAUUUGUCAGAUGAAACAUGCGUCUUCAAUCACAAUGCGUGGGAUGAUGUCCAUUGGACAGAAGAAGUGAAAGAAAGAGCUGUUGAACUGGUAUCCACGAACACAAACGAAAAACUGCCACCAGAAGUUCGAGAAAUUUACGAAAAAAAUUCAAGCAAAUAUUGGGACCAAUUUUAUAGACUGCACGAAAACCGUUUUUUCAAAAGCCGUUCUUGGUUGCCCACAGAAUUUCCCGAAUUAUUCAACACCGUUUGUGAGUCAGCGGAUCGAAGUGUGAUUUUCGAAGUUGGAUGCGGCACAGGGAGCACCACGCUGCCUAUUAUUCGUGAUACAAAAAACACAUUUGUUUACGCAUCAGAUUUCUCGCCAGAGGCUGUGGAUUGUCUACGACAAUCACCUGAAUUCGACCCCUCCCGUUGUCACGCUUUCGUCUUCGAUGUCACGAGUGAGGAAUACGAACUUCCAUUUCCACUAGCUAGUUUAGACUUCGUCCUGAUUGUGUUCGUUCUUUCGGCUAUCGAUCCGCAAUUUUUCCACAAGAUAUUGGCCAAUCUUACGAAUUAUCUGAAGCCAGGCGGUAUGAUACUUUUCCGUGAUUAUGGGCGGCUUGAUAUGGCUCAGCUGAGAUUUAAGAAAGGUAAAUGCUUAGCGGACAACUUCUACCUUCGUUCUGAUGGGACCAGAGUGUAUUUCUUUGAACAAGAAGAACUUCGAAGACUAUUUGAAGGUUGUGGAUUGGAAGAAGUGCAAAACAGAACUGAUCGGCGAUUAUUGGUCAAUCGUAAGCAGAAGCUGCAAAUGUACCGCGUGUGGAUCCAAUGUAAAUACAGAAAGAACUGAUGUCAGCCUCCUUGAUUUUCUCCCCUCAUCAUUAUUAAUUAAGUGCUGGACCCAACAUUACAG